CAACUAAUAAAGAUCGAAACUGGCGCCCCUUCUCUCUGCUGUCCUCUGUUUCUGCUUAUCCCGGAGGUACCCCACCACCCGGCGCGGAAUCAAAAUUUCUCUAAAGAAUUUACAACCCAGAAUCGAAAACGAAUAAAGAUCGAAACUUUGCCCAAUUAUCAUCAUGUCACGCAGAAGAUCCUUGCUUAAGGUCAUCGUCCUCGGGGACAGUGGGGUUGGGAAAACGUCAUUGAUGAAUCAAUAUGUGCAUAAGAGAUUCAGUCAGCAGUAUAAAGCUACAAUUGGAGCUGAUUUUGUGACCAAGGAGCUUCUAAUUGAUGACAGGCUUGUGACACUACAAAUAUGGGAUACCGCUGGGCAGGAGAGGUUUCAGAGCCUUGGAGUUGCGUUUUACAGAGGUGCAGAUUGCUGCGUUUUGGUGUAUGAUGUUAAUGUGUUGCGAUCAUUUGAUAAUCUUGUCAACUGGCACAAGGAAUUCCUCAAGCAGGCUAAUCCAAGUAACCCAAAGACCUUUCCUUUCAUAUUACUGGGAAACAAAAUUGACAUAGAUGGUGGGAAUAGUCGAGUGGUCUCUGAAAGUAAAGCUAAGGAUUGGUGCUCUUCCAAAGGAAAUAUACCUUACUUUGAGACAUCAGCACGAGAGGACAUUAAUGUAGAUGCGGCAUUCUUGUAUAUUUCAAGAAGUGCGAUAGCCAAUGAUCACGAGCAGGAUAUAUACUUCCAGGGAAUUCCUGAUGCAGUUUCAGAAACAGAGCAACAUAAUGGCUGUUCGUGCUGAUUUGAAAAUGGCAGUCACAUUCUUUUCCACUGUUACCUUUUUCUUUUCUUUUUUCCAGUCAAGAGUAUGCAGAAAUAUAUCCUUCUUGCACCCACUGCAUACUGAACUGCUUGUAUUUCUUUAUUGUUUUAUAACUUUUGCAGCUGGAUUUGUGUUGGCAAAAACUAUAGUGAAGACAAUAUAUGUAGCUUGGAAUGGGAAGUUUAUGUACCUCCAUUAGAGGUUCUUGUAUCCUGGUUGACAUGACAAACAUUCAUGGAACACUUAUUCAA
Ipomoea nil (Japanese morning glory) is the source of this 1050-nucleotide messenger RNA. RefSeq names its product ras-related protein Rab7-like. Lineage: Eukaryota; Viridiplantae; Streptophyta; Magnoliopsida; Solanales; Convolvulaceae. The coding region runs from base 164 to 778 and encodes 204 amino acids. The record is from RefSeq and is a predicted model, not a curated record. Gene Ontology annotation, cellular component: vacuolar membrane. Gene Ontology annotation, molecular function: GTPase activity; GTP binding. The transcript is spliced from 7 exons.